AACUGCAGUUCAAUAUUCAUAAUAUUACUGGAUUGAUACAAGAUGAAUAGGCUGUUCAUAGUGUUAACUUUUGUUGGAAUUGUUUCGUUGUACAACUUUCAGGGUGAUGCCGCAUUGAUAGAUGAUUUGAGACAGAUAAUUCAAAAUACAGUUGAUGUCAUAGAAGCUAUUAAAACACUGGAAGCUCACUUAAAAACUUCCAAUCCGGACAAAUCGCUUCUAACUAAAGAUAUCAAACAAAUUACGGAUUUGAUUGAUAAACUAAAUGGUUCGCCAUUUGAAAAAUUGAAACAUCACUUCAAGUCACAAUUAAAAGACUUAAAAUCAGGAAUAAACAGCUCUUCAAGUAAAAAGUUCGAGAAAGCAGUAGCUAACACAUUAAAGUCUGUUUCAUCGUUUUUAGAGAAGAAGGUCAAAUAAGAAAUUCCUAUAUUACAUCCAUAUAUACAAAAUUAUGACAAAUUUAAAUUUAAAGAGUAGUAUGUUUCAAGUAUAUCGUUUUGUCUUUUAUAUAGAACACAGUUAAUUGUAUAUGUUAUUUAAAACAGAAUACUAUGCUGUAUAAUUUCUUUAUAUAAAAUAAAAGAACAGUAAAGAUUUGUCUAACUUUCCCGUCUGUUAAGUGAUUUUAUUUUAAAAAUGACUUUUAUAUUUUUAAUCAUACACUAUUAAUUAAUAAACAAAUUGUCUUUGGCGCUAUCUAUUAUAAACAUUCAUCAUAGAAACUUUUUAUAUUGUUAAUUAUUAUAAAAUUUGACACGAUUUCUAUGUUUUUCUUCGUUAUAUAUACAACAACCGGGAAAAAAUGAACAAUUUUCUUCAUCCUUAUAUAUUUAUAUGAGAAAAACCGUACCCCAAUAAGCAUAAUUAGUACUUGGGCACAGUUACAUAAUUUUUUAAAAGUUGUUGCUUUUUCUUAAAAAAUUUUGAUAAAUACUUAAUGAAUUUUGAAACGUGUAGAUUUUCUUCAAACUUGACGUGAAAUUUGUAUCAUACUUUAUAAUAUAAAUCGUUUAUAUUUUGAAAAUCUUU
Molecule: messenger RNA, 1032 nt
Organism: Centruroides sculpturatus (bark scorpion)
Lineage: Eukaryota; Metazoa; Arthropoda; Arachnida; Scorpiones; Buthidae
Exons: 3
Coding region: 43-420 (125 amino acids)
Source: RefSeq, a predicted model, not a curated record